AAAGCCAGGCCGGGACUCCUAUUGGCUGGAUCAGCUGAGGGUGACGUCACUGGGACGUACUAAGACCAGGGUUGGGCCGGGAAUCGGAGCCAUUACUGCAGGAAAAGGUCCCGCGGAGCGGAGCCGUCAAGAUGUGUGACUUCACCGAGGACCAGACUGCAGAGUUCAAGGAGGCCUUUCAGCUGUUUGACCGGACAGGGGACGGCAAGAUCCUGUACAGCCAGUGUGGGGACGUGAUGAGGGCCCUGGGCCAGAACCCCACCAACGCCGAGGUGCUCAAGGUCCUGGGGAACCCCAAGAGUGAUGAGAUGAAUGUGAAGGUGCUGGACUUUGAACACUUCCUGCCCAUGCUGCAGACUGUGGCCAAGAACAAGGACCAGGGCACCUAUGAGGACUAUGUUGAAGGCCUUCGGGUGUUUGACAAGGAAGGGAAUGGCACGGUCAUGGGUGCUGAAAUCCGGCAUGUUCUUGUCACCCUGGGUGAGAAGAUGACGGAGGAAGAAGUAGAGAUGCUGGUGGCAGGGCAUGAGGACAGCAAUGGUUGUAUCAACUAUGAAGAGCUCGUCCGUAUGGUGCUGAAUGGCUGAGGACGUUCGAGCCCUGUGUCUUCCCCUGUGUGAGACUGCAUGUAGCCCUGAAGGCGUCCUAGGUCCUCCUCUCACAGCACCUUCGCCAGCUCGUCUCUCUUGGAUGAUAUUUGCUGUCAGCAUUCACCAAAUAAACUUGCUCUGUGCCCUAA
This is a messenger RNA of Neomonachus schauinslandi (Hawaiian monk seal), 739 nucleotides long. RefSeq names its product myosin light chain 6 (gene MYL6). Gene Ontology annotation, molecular function: calcium ion binding; structural constituent of muscle. The transcript is spliced from 6 exons. Gene Ontology annotation, cellular component: myosin II complex. Bases 132 to 587 code for a protein of 151 amino acids. NCBI's taxonomy places the organism in Eukaryota, Metazoa, Chordata, Mammalia, Carnivora, Phocidae. The record is from RefSeq and is a predicted model, not a curated record.